UGUGCAGGAAAAAGAGUUUCUUUGAUACUAUCACGUGAUUCUCCUUUUGUUAAAGUGGAUUCUUACGUGACACUUCAUACAUAUUUCUUUGUAUUGAUGUUUGAAGAGAAUUAAGGAUAUUCUCAAUUCAACAGAGAUAAUAAAGCAAACUCUUGCAAGAAAGGAGAUGAAGUUCGGGAAAGAGUUCAAGAAACAAAAGGUGCCCGAGUGGACAGAAGUGUAUAUGGACUAUAAUGGCCUCAAAAGAAUACUAAGAGAGGUAAUGCGUUACAAGCAGAGCCUCCUGCAUCCUGCACUCAUGCACAACAGAGCCUCACAGCAGAAGCAGAUCACAUUCAUGGACAGUACUGCCUUCAGUACUGCGCAACACCUGCAAUCUAGCAAUCUUAAUCAAAGUAAAACGGACGUCGAGAACCAAGUUAUAGAUGUUGACACGUUACAGCGAGAUGGUUCCAAAAAGAUAUACAAGACCAUGUUCCUCGGUCGGUCGGAGGAUGGAGGAGAUGUCGAGACGAUGUUUUUCGCAAAACUUGAUGAACAACUCAACAAGGUCAACACUUUCUACAAGGACAAGGUGAAGGCUCUGAUUCAUGAAGCUACACUGUUGAAUAAACAAAUGGAUGCUCUCAUUGCAUUGCGGAUCAAGGUGCGGAACCCUCAUCUUAAUCGCUCUAAUUUAAAGAUCAGACGUAGUCUUUCCAAUGCUGCUUUGAGGAUGCCCCCAACUAACAUCACUUCAAAGGGAGAUAAGAGUUCAGGAAAGGAGCAUAUGGGUUUGACUCCUGAAGUAGAUACAAUUUAUGAUCAUAAAAAAGACGAAUCUACUGCUGAGAAAGAACUCAAUUCAGCACGCACCACCGGUUGUAGUACUGAUCAUGGAGAGCAGGUGAGGAAUCAUGACUACCAACAAGAUCCUCUAAAAAUUCUUGAUCACGUGAAGAUUAACAACACACUUGACUCGCCAAUUUCAACCAUAAGAGGUGUUUUCAAGGAUUCCAAAGAACAGGACUUGAGUUUUAAUAAGGAGGAACUAAGAAGAGUUGAAGAACAACUGAGACAUGCGUUUAUUGAAUUCUACAACAAGCUGCGUCUUCUAAAGCACUACAGUUUUAUGAACCUUUCUGCAUUUUCCAAGAUAAUGAAAAAGUACGAAAAGAUCACAUCAAGGAGAGCAACCAGAUCAUACAUGAAAAUAGUGGAUAACUCUUACCUUGGCAAUUCUGAUGAGGUUUCUUGGAUUUCAGUUACUAGUCUCCUGGAGAGGGUGGAAGGUAUCUUCAUCAAGAACUUUUCAAACUCAAAUCGUAGAAAGGGCAUGGAGUCAUUGAGGCCAAAAGCAAAAAGAGAAAAGCACAGUGUGACAUUUCUUUCAGGCUUCUUUUCAGGUUGUUCAAUUGCUCUACUAGUUGCUAUUGCUUUAAGAAUAGACGCUGGUAAUCUGAUGAAUAAGGAGGAGGGAACACAGUACAUGGAAAACAUUUUCCCACUAUACACUUUAUUUGCAUAUGCUGUACUACAUAUGCUCAUGUAUGCUGCAAACAUAUACUUCUGGAGGCGUUAUCAUGUCAACUAUCCAUUUAUAUUUGGUUUCAAGCGAGGGACUGAGUUGGGCUACCGAGAAGUUUUCCUCCUCAGCACUGGUCUUGCAGUACUUGCAUCAGCUGGUUUCCUAGCAAACUUGCAUCUGGACAUGGAUUCAAGUACUCAUGGCUACAAGACGGUCUCUAAAAUGGUUCCUCUGAGCUUGGUCACUUUUGUGCUUGUGAUCACCUUCUGCCCUUUCAACAUUAUAUACCGUUCAAGUCGCUUCUUCUUCAUUAAACGUGUUUUCCGCUGUAUAUGUGCCCCUCUCUACCCGGUUACCCUACCAGAUUUUCUCUUGGCAGACCAGCUUACCAGCCAGGUUCAGGCCUUUAGGAGCUUUGAGUUAUACAUAUGUUACUAUGGAUUGGGAGAAUACUCGAGAAGACAAAACAGGUGUCACCGUCAUGAAGUCUAUAAUACCUUCUAUUUCAUUGUUGCAGUUAUACCAUAUUGGCUGCGCUUUCUACAGUGCAUUCGUCGAUUUUACGAAGACAAAGAUGCAAUGCACGGGUACAAUGGUUUGAAGUACUUCUUGACCAUUGUUGCAGUUAUUAUUAGAACAGCUUUUGAGCUAAAGAAGAGAAUAGCCUGGAUGGUGUUUGCUCUAGUCAGCUCUGCCAUUGCAGUAACAAUGAAUACAUAUUGGGAUAUAGUUGUUGACUGGGGGCUUCUGCAAAGGAAAUCAAGGAACAGAUUAUUGAGAGAUAAACUUCUCAUUUCCAGAAAGUGUGUCUACUUUGCAGCUAUGUUCUUGAAUAUAGUACUGCGACUUGCUUGGAUGCAAUUGGUGUUGGGAUUCAGAUUGCAUUCCCUUCGUAAGAUGACCAUAACAACCACAAUGUCAUGCCUAGAAAUUAUUCGCCGUGGCAUUUGGAGCUUCUUCAGGUUGGAAAAUGAGCACCUAAACAAUGUUGGCAAAUACCGUGCAUUCAAGUCAGUGCCACUUCCUUUCAGUUACAACGAGAAUGAAGAUGAUGAUGAUGAGACAGAAGAUGACGAGGAUGACAAGGAUGAUUAAGCAUCAACAUGAUGAACACAUGAUACUUCUCAAACAAAGCCAUGAAGCUAAUAUGCAUUUGCUCUGGGAAUGAUCUCUUCUUCCCUAAAAGCCAGAACGAUCUGUGGUUCUUAGCCCGUCCAAAUACUGCGCAGGCUCUGGCUAAAUCACUUCAUUUCAUUUUUUUUGGUUGACCUUGAAAAGGUGUUGAAGAAAAUGCUUUAGAGAAAGUUUUGUAUCAAUGGUUCCUCACAAAGCCGUACACUGAUUCUUCAUUCAUCAAUGCACAAAAUUCUAUUUGGAUUGUCAAGGUGCACCUGCUAAAAGGGGUGUUAAAUACUGCUAACUCCCAAUA
This is a messenger RNA of Juglans regia (Persian walnut), 2936 nucleotides long. RefSeq names its product phosphate transporter PHO1 homolog 10-like. Gene Ontology annotation, cellular component: plasma membrane; Golgi apparatus; cytoplasm. The record is from RefSeq and is a predicted model, not a curated record. NCBI's taxonomy places the organism in Eukaryota, Viridiplantae, Streptophyta, Magnoliopsida, Fagales, Juglandaceae. The transcript has 13 exons. Gene Ontology annotation, biological process: cellular response to phosphate starvation; phosphate ion transport. Gene Ontology annotation, molecular function: inositol hexakisphosphate binding. Bases 167 to 2602 code for a protein of 811 amino acids.